Messenger RNA from Meyerozyma guilliermondii ATCC 6260, 1089 nucleotides. RefSeq lists its product as uncharacterized. Bases 1 to 1089 code for a protein of 362 amino acids. Gene Ontology annotation, cellular component: cytoplasm. Gene Ontology annotation, molecular function: phosphatase activity. The record is from RefSeq and is a predicted model, not a curated record. NCBI's taxonomy places the organism in Eukaryota, Fungi, Ascomycota, Pichiomycetes, Serinales, Debaryomycetaceae. The transcript has a single exon.
AUGCAACUUUUGCCGCUAGCAGCCCCAACAACAAGCCGUUACUUGCUCAUUAUAGGUGGGGCCUAUGCAGUUCGUGCAUAUGCACAUUCUUUAGGUGCAUGGCGCAUACGUAUUUUUCUCAAUAGACGGGUAGUGGCAUAUGCAGGUCGAUGUCGAUGGAAAUUCAUGUCUACCCUUUUAACGGCGGAUGCCAGAGAUUGGCAUGAUGCGCAUGGGUACCCGGAAGCUGACGUUGUGUAUGCGGAGGCUCUAGAAAAGCAGAAAAAUUGUGGAGGGUUUUCCUGGACAUUUGAGCUGGUUGAUGGAUUUUUCAAGCAGUCCGACGAUGAAACCGAUGACAUGGCUUUUGAGUAUACGAAGCAAGAUUUCGGGCGGAAAAUGACGUGGGAGGAAAUACGGUCCAAGGUGCAUGAGCUCAAUGCUAAAUCAAACGAAAAUACUUGUUACAAAGUGCUUUUUCUAGCUAGGCAUGGCCAAGGUUGGCACAAUAUUGCAAGUGCCAAAUAUCUGGCACAAGAAUGGCAUGAUAAAUGGAGAUUUUUGGGAUACGAUGGCGAAAUCACCUGGGGACCUGACCCACAUCUUACAGAAUUGGGAGUCAAGCAAGCGCAAGAAAAUCGAGACGCUUGGGGUCACCAGCUUCAAAUGAACGCUCCUAUUCCUACCGUCCAUUUUGUGUCUCCUCUUCAAAGAUCUUGUCGUACGCUUGAGGAAACAUGGAGAGGAAUUGAAAUAUCCCCACCAAUUGUCUCGGAGCUUGUUCGUGAAACAAUUGGGUUGCAUUUAUGUCAUAAAAGAAGCAAGAAACUGGAGAUCCAGAACCGGUUUCCAAGUUUUACAUUUGAGGACAAUUUCACCGAGAAAGACCAACUUUUCGAUUCAUUCCAGCGCAGAGAAGAGUAUUAUGAGCAAUUUCUUCGAGCCAACCGCUUCUUGCAAAAUUUAUUUGAUACCUUUAAAGAUGAGUAUGUCUCAAUCACAUCGCAUGCGGGCAUGAUAAGAGCAUUCAUUACCGUGGUGGGCCACCGCAAAUUCACGGUUCCCACUGGUGGUAUGGUUCCAGUAGUGGUGAAGGGGACAAGAAGUUGA